Penicilliopsis zonata CBS 506.65 is the source of this 393-nucleotide messenger RNA. RefSeq lists its product as hypothetical. Lineage: Eukaryota; Fungi; Ascomycota; Eurotiomycetes; Eurotiales; Aspergillaceae. The transcript has a single exon. The record is from RefSeq and is a predicted model, not a curated record. Bases 1 to 393 code for a protein of 130 amino acids.
AUGGCCACAGAUCUUGCACCGCCAGAUUGCCACAAAUGGACCCGAGUUGCAGUCAGAGCACCGCCAGGUGAGGAUGUUGCCAUUUGUAGCCUGGAUGAUGGCGAAAGAGUGACCAGAGCAUUGGUUUGCCAUCUUGGAAAGGUUGCGGGACUAAGGAGUUCAUCAGCCGAUCCCUUGCCCUGCGGAACGGGGGAAAUGUUGUCACUCACCGAAUCGGAUGACGAGGAAAAUGCAAGGGCGAUCUUUCCCUGGUGUUUGGCUCCCGGACGGAGUAUAGGGUUAUCUGCGCUGCGGUCCCAAUGGGCUGGAACCCGAGAACGUCAAGAGGGCAAGACAAAGAGUGAGAAGACACGCGACAGAGGCCUUGAUAUAGCAACCAGAAAGGGUAGCUAG